GUUGUCCGCAUCGCAAUAAUCAAGACAGAAAACUCCAAAUUUUUUUAAAGCAGCACCUGGUUUUGGAGUCUCCACUUUGUGGAUUUUUGUCUCUUUCUGAAGAUGACAUAAAAAACCGAUUCACAAUACACAAUGAAUAUAUUAAUUUCCCUAUCAUCCACCAAUUUGGUCAAAACCAGACAUUAAAUUAUCAAAAUAUAGUCCAGAAAUCUCAACCCCAGUUUCAACCUUCCCCAACAUUGUGCACCUUUAUUGGGAAGUAAAGAAAAUAUAUUGUCUCUACUUAAUUCCCAAAGGUCAAUCAUGUUUGGUUGAGAUUAAAAUAAGUGCAUACUGUGUAGUUUUAUUAUUUCCGAAGCUUAGAAGUGACUUUAAAGUUGCCUUUCCUCACUGAACUGAUACUGCUAAUUUGUCUUCACUCAUAAAUCAUGAAUGUCUGGAAAAUCAACAUCAACAAUCUUGGUUCUAAUACUACCAUGAUUCAAUGCAAUGGAACUUCAUCGAGUUCUCACUCAUAUUACUCCAAGAUUAAUGUAAGGGAAAAGUUUGAAUUGGGAUCUUUGUUUGAUCGUUCUGUAAAUUAUUCCUGGGUUAAAAGGGAUGGAUCAGGAUGUGGACUUGCCUGCAAAUCUCUAAGAAUUCCAAGAUGCGUGGAGAAGAAUAGGAGACUGGAAGUGAGAAAUUUUACAGAAGAACAAGAAGCUUUGGUGGUAAAAUCAUGGAAUGUAAUGAAGAAGAAUGCUGGAGAAUUGGGUCUUAAGUUCUUCUUGAGGAUCUUUGAGAUUGCACCAUCUGCCAAAAAGAUUUUUCCGUUUCUGAAGGAUUCUGAGGUUCCUCCGGAGCAGAAUCCCAAGCUUAAACCCCAUGCCGUGACUGUUUUCAUAAUGACUUGUGAAGCAGCUGUACAACUUCGCAAAGCUGGUAAGGUCGUCGUGAAAGACUCAAAUUUGAAAGAUUUGGGAGCUACUCACUUCAAAUACGGCGUGGCUGAUGAACAUUUUGAGGUGACAAAGUAUGCAUUGCUGGAAACGAUAAAGGAAGCGAUUCCAGAAAUGUGGUCGCCGGAGAUGAAGAUGGCAUGGGGGGAAGCUUAUGAUCAAUUGGCAGCUGCAAUCAAGGCGGAAAUGAGACAGCCUUCAUAAGUUUCUUGAGAAGAUCAACAUAAAAUUUAUGCUUCUUUUUUUUUGUUAUCCCUAUUGUAUGAAUCUUUUGAUCCCAUUAUGAGUAUACUAUUUGGCAUUUUGUCUAUUA
Molecule: messenger RNA, 1251 nt
Organism: Olea europaea var. sylvestris
Lineage: Eukaryota; Viridiplantae; Streptophyta; Magnoliopsida; Lamiales; Oleaceae
Product: hemoglobin-2-like
Exons: 6
Coding region: 429-1142 (237 amino acids)
Molecular function (GO): oxygen binding; heme binding
Source: RefSeq, a predicted model, not a curated record